AUGCUCUCACGUGUUGCUGCGGUGAAGGCACCCCGCACACACAACCGUCGCCGCGUGACCGGAUCCAGCGGAAGGAGGAGGGAAGGAGGAGAGAGUGAGCCGCAGAGGCCCAACGUUUCCUGGCGUGCGUUUACUUCCGCGGUGCUGCUCCUCCUCUUCGUGUUGUGCUGCGGUGGAGCUGCGACCGCUGAGGUGGAAAAGGCCACUGAUGCCUCAACUCCUUCUGGGUCGGCAUUGACGGGUGCCAUUACUGCAGAGGGGAGUGCUUCAGGGGGUGUUGAGAGGCUGCAACGGGUCGGUCUAUUUGUGCCGCAGACGACGCAGGUGCUGCCGAAGAUGGGGACUGACUCAGGUCUGAGAGAUUCAUUUGUUUCACCCUCUCUUGUGAGUGCUGGUGGAGUAAUUGCUGCUUUUGCCGAGGGUCGCAUAAAUGCCAAAAACUCCCAUAACGAAUCAACUAAGCCGUCUUCUGAUGUUGUUGCGGAGUACAUCGACUCUGCGUGCGAUUGGCCCGCUCUUGUUGAAAAGGUCAAAGAGGAAGGAUGGAGGGCACACACUGUGCUUGGUAAAGCGGGGGGAAAAGAGGGUUUUGAUGUUGUGCGCCACCCCACAACAAUUGCGAAGGGCGACACGGUGUUUCUUCUUGUGGGAAGCACUGCCUUGUCCGAUGUAAAUGGGAGUUGGAAAGAGGGCAGCUUGGAACCAAAACUGGUUGUUGGUGAGGUCACGGAGCCUUCGGGCGGCGAGCCAAGUGAACGGAUCAAAUGGGGCGACCCCAAACCACUCCCGAAAAGGAUCUCUUCUGCUUCGCACGAAGGUAACUUGACGGAUUAUAUUGCUUCUGGUGGCUCAGGUAUUCUGAUGGAGGAUGGCACGCUUGUGUUUUCAAUGAUGGCGAAGAAUGAAAAAAAUGAAGUUAACGUUUACUCCAUGAUUAUUUACUCGAAGGACAACGGCAGUACCUGGUCGCUCUCUAAGGGCAUUUCCCCUGCGGAAUGCGGUGCACCCCGCAUCACCGAGUGGGAGGGAUCACUUCUCAUGAUUGUUGACUGCAAGAAUGGCCAGAGGGUGUACGAGUCGUGUGACAUGGGGACAACGUGGACGGAGGCCAUCGGGACACUUCCAGGCGUGUGGGUCAACUCACAACCGGGAGACUAUCCGGAAGGAGUCUUGCAUGUGGAUGCCCUCAUCACCGCGACCAUUGAGGGCAGGAAGGUCAUGCUGUACACACAGAGAGGACACGCCUCGGGGGGGAAUAAGGCAACUGCGCUCUACCUUUGGGUGACGGAUAACAACCGCUCGUUUUAUUUUGGACCGGUUGGCAUGGACAGUGCUGGGGAGAAGGAGGUCGCCAGCAGCCUGCUCUACUCGGAUGGUAAGUUGCAUCUUUUACAACGGAGUAUAAAUGGUGAAGGCAAUGCCAUUUCAUUUUCCCGCCUGACGGAGGAACUGAGUACAAUCAAGUCCACCCUCAGUACUUGGUCGCAAAAGGACGUUUUCUUCUCCAACUUGUCUAUACCCACGGUGGGUCUGGUGGCAGUUUUGUCAAACGCAUCGGCCAGUGACGACACGUGGAACGACGAGUACCUUUGCCUGAAUGCGACGGUGACGAAGGCCACGAAGGUCAAGGAUGGGUUUCAGUUGACGGAGCCUGAGUCCGGGGUAAUAUGGCCUGUGAACAUUCAGGGUAAUAAUGUGCGCCAUGUGUUUUUGAGCCACAACUUCACACUUGUGGCGUCGGUGACCAUCGAAGUGGCUCCGAGUGAGAAAACUCCUCUACUGACUGCGACGUUGGCGGACACUAAUUCCCCGCUUACCAUGGGAAUCUUGUACACCGCGAAUAAAAAGUGGAUGACGAUUUUCAAUGAUAAUGUAACAGAAAGUGGCAGUUGGGAGUUAGGGAAAGAAUACCAAGUGGCACUCAUGCUGCAAGGCAAAAGGGCCUCUGUGUACAUUGAUGGUGAGUCGUUGUGGAAGGAAGAAGUGCCGUUAACAGAUGAGACGCCACCUGAGCUUUUCGCUUUUUGCUUUGGCGCGUGCGGUGAGGAUGAUGAUGAGGUGAAGUCCAGUCCGAAGGAGAUCGUCAAAAAAUCUCUUGUGACGGUGACGAACGUCUUUCUGUACAACCGCCCACUGAAUUCCACUGAGAUGAAUGCAAUCAAGGACAGGAAACCCGUUCCGAAGAGAGCUCCAGAACCACGGGUAAAAAUUGCUCCCAAACCUGUCGCACCUGUUGUACCUGUCGCACCUGCUGGACCUGCUGGACCUGCGGUGCCUGCUGCACCUGCUGGACCUGCGGUGCCUGCUGCAUCUGCUGGACCUGCGGUGCCUGCUGCACCUGCUGGACCUGCUGGAAAUGAAGGGACGGCACGAGAAAAGGGUGAUGGUGGGGCAAAUGGUGAUGCUGGUUCCGCGUACGGGAGGGAACUGCUGCCGCUGCUGCUUCUGCUGGGACUGUGGGGCCUUGCGACUGCGUGA
Trypanosoma cruzi is the source of this 2478-nucleotide messenger RNA. Its product is annotated as trans-sialidase, putative. Gene Ontology annotation, biological process: oligosaccharide catabolic process; ganglioside catabolic process. Lineage: Eukaryota; Euglenozoa; Kinetoplastea; Trypanosomatida; Trypanosomatidae. The record is from RefSeq and is a predicted model, not a curated record. The transcript has a single exon. Gene Ontology annotation, cellular component: cytoplasm; membrane; intracellular membrane-bounded organelle. Bases 1 to 2478 code for a protein of 825 amino acids. Gene Ontology annotation, molecular function: exo-alpha-sialidase activity.